Messenger RNA from Fraxinus pennsylvanica, 1743 nucleotides. The record is from the annotation of a GenBank genome assembly. NCBI's taxonomy places the organism in Eukaryota, Viridiplantae, Streptophyta, Magnoliopsida, Lamiales, Oleaceae.
AUGGAGGAUGACAUAGCAUUGGACAAUAGAGACUUAGAGAAAGGGUUGAUAUCAGCAACAGGAAGCCAAAACUCUCCAUCUGAACCGUCUCCCGCGCCAUCACCAUCCGCAGCAACUCCUCCAGCUCUGGUUUUAUCGAAUUCUGGGAAGCGAAUUGAUCAAGCUGGGAGAAAGAAAUAUGUGAAAAAGGUUACUGGCAGGCACAAUGACACGGAGCUACAUUUAGCGGCUCAAAGGGGUGAUCUUGUGGCUGUGAAGGCGAUACUUAAUAUUGAUUCUCAAAUGGUGGGGACUCUAAGUUCAACAGAUUUUGAUCGAGAGGUUGCAGAGAUCAGAGCCUCGGUUGUGAAUGAAGUAAAUGAGUUAGGAGAGACAGCAUUAUACACUGCAGCAGAGAGAGGGCAUUUUGAUGUGGUAAAUGAGCUACUGAAGUAUUCUAAUAAGGAAACACUUGUGAAGAAGAAUCAAUCUAUGUUUGAUCCUUUGCAUAUAGCUGCAAGAGAAGGCCACCAUGCAAUUGUUCAAGUGCUUUUAGACCAUGACCCUGAACUAAGCAAAACAAUUGGUCCUUCCAAUGCAACCCCUCUUAUAACUGCUGCUUCAAAAGGGCACAUGGAUGUAGUUAAUGAACUGCUGUCUAAGGAUUGUAGCUUGCUGGAAAUUUCCAGAUCUAAUGGAAAAAAUGCAUUGCAUUUAGCCUCUAGACAGGGGCAUGUGGACAUUGUCAAUGCAUUGCUUGAGAGAGAUCCACAAUUGGCUAGAAGAAAAGACAAGAAAGGACAGACUGCAUUGCAUAUGGCUGUGAAAGGGGUUAACUGUGAGGUGGUUAAAUUGCUCCUCGACGCUGAUGCAGCUAUUGUGAUGCUGCCAGACAAAUUUGGAAACACAGCAUUACAUGUAGCCACAAGGAAAAAGCGAGUAGAGAUAGUCAACGAGUUGUUAAGCCUUCCUGAUACCAAUGUCAAUGCACUGACAAGAGAUCACAAAACUGCUCUUGACAUUGCUGAAGAUCUUCCACUCUCCGAAGAAUCUUCACAAAUAAGGGAAUGCCUUUGUCGUUAUGGUGCCGUUAGAGCUAAUGAGUUGAACCAACCAAGGGACGAGCUACGGAAAACUGUAACUCAAAUCAAGAAUGAUGUCCACUUCCAGCUUGAGCAAACUAAGAGAACAAACAAAAACGUCCAUGGAAUUGCCAAAGAGCUUCGGAAACUCCAUCGAGAAGGCAUCAACAAUGCUACCAACUCAGUAACUAUAGUGGCGGUGCUAUUUGCAACAGUUGCCUUUGCAGCCAUUUUCACUGUGCCCGGUGGGGAUGACAACAAUGGGAUGGCCGUCGUCGUGAAAAGUAUUUCCUUUAAGAUCUUCUUCAUAUUCAAUGCUAUUGCACUUUUUACGUCCCUUGCAGUUGUGGUCGUUCAAAUUACAUUGGUUAGAGGCGAGACGAAGGCUGAAAGACGUGUAGUAGAAAUUAUUAACAAACUGAUGUGGUUGGCUUCUGUGUGUACUUCAGUGGCAUUCAUGGCAUCUUCUUAUAUAGUGGUUGGGCGCACAUACCAGUGGGCUGCAAUAGUGAUUACAGUUGUUGGUGGAGUUAUAAUGGGUGGGGUUCUUGGGACCAUGACUUACUAUGUGGUGAAGUCGAAGAGGAUACGAUCAAUGAGGAAGCAGGCUCGAAGUGGCUCGAACUCCUGGCGUCACUCCGAGUUUUCUAAUUCGGAUGCCGAUCGGAUUUAUGCCCUCUGA